Myxozyma melibiosi is the source of this 529-nucleotide messenger RNA. RefSeq names its product anaphase-promoting complex subunit 11. Gene Ontology annotation, cellular component: nucleus; anaphase-promoting complex. NCBI's taxonomy places the organism in Eukaryota, Fungi, Ascomycota, Lipomycetes, Lipomycetales, Lipomycetaceae. Gene Ontology annotation, molecular function: cullin family protein binding; ubiquitin protein ligase activity; zinc ion binding. The record is from RefSeq and is a predicted model, not a curated record. Gene Ontology annotation, biological process: protein ubiquitination; anaphase-promoting complex-dependent catabolic process; positive regulation of mitotic metaphase/anaphase transition. The transcript has 2 exons. The coding region runs from base 27 to 287 and encodes 86 amino acids.
UAAAUCAUCACGAGUUCAGACAGUCAAUGAAAGUAACAAUCGACAAAUGGAUCGGUGUUAGCACCUGGCACUGGAAUCACGCGCAGGACGAAGUCUGUGGAAUCUGCCGGGUCGCGUUCGACGGCACCUGUCCGACUUGCAAGUAUCCAGGAGACGACUGUCCACUAAUCAUUGGUGAAUGCAAACACGCGUUCCACAUGCAUUGCCUGCUCAAGUGGUUGACUACCGAGUCGUCAAAGGGACUCUGUCCCAUGUGUCGGCGAAGAUUCAAGACCGCGACCGAGUGAUUUCUGGUCCAUCAGCAGUGUGUUUUCCCUCUUAUUGAUGAUCUUGAGACUACGGGGACUUUGGCGUUAUUUUGCUAUUCAUUGACUUUGUCUGAACUGGUUGGAUCGAUAUCGAUUGCAGACCGUUGGCCGCAUUAUGGAGUUUUUGCUUUUCGCACAUUCCUUUCGUUCUCUGUAUAAUUAUAGAAUGUAGUAAAUAAUAAUGCUAUUUGAACAAACAGAAUCAUAUAAUAUCAAGACUA